Messenger RNA from Haemorhous mexicanus (house finch), 5252 nucleotides. It is a transcript of the gene GMNC, whose product is annotated as geminin coiled-coil domain containing. NCBI's taxonomy places the organism in Eukaryota, Metazoa, Chordata, Aves, Passeriformes, Fringillidae. Gene Ontology annotation, cellular component: nucleus. The record is from RefSeq and is a predicted model, not a curated record. Gene Ontology annotation, biological process: negative regulation of DNA replication; negative regulation of cell cycle. The transcript is spliced from 6 exons. The coding region runs from base 1 to 1371 and encodes 456 amino acids.
AUGGCGGCGGUUCGGGCGUUGCGGGAUCCGGAGGCGCUGGCGGGGCCCGGCGGCAUCCACGGGGUGUUCGCCUCUCGCACGGGGCUGCUGCGGCCGCUGAGGGCUCCUCCAGCCUGCCCGCCCCGGGAUGUCUCCUCUACCGGCUUUACCCGCCUCCGCCGGGCCAUUACCCAGCGCGCUGCCGCCCGGGGGCCCCCAGAGCAGCGGUCCCUGUCCGGCUGUGCUCGGAGCCCCAGUGCUGCGGGAUCUGGCGGGGCGGCACUGCCCGCGCUCGGCGCACGGAGCGGUGCCACCGGGAAAACAGGGAGCGGGCACCGGGUCAGGGCUGGGCGCUGCCUCGGGGGCCGGCGGCGCCUGGCAGGGGCGAGCGCCGGCCGGCCGUGCCCCGAGCCGGACUUCGCCGGGGGCUCGGGCUGCGCCUGCCCCUGGUCCGCCCCCGCCGGGGUUUCCAAGGAGACCUGGGCCGCCGUCUGCGCCGCGGAGCCGCCGCACAGCCAUGGCCGGCGGGAGGCUCGGCCGCCGGGCCAGUUCUGCAGCCCGCAGCUCGGUGCCCAGGACGCGGCGUGGCAGGGAGACCAGCUGUCCUCCCAGCUCUACAGAAACAAGCAGCUUCAAGAUACUUUGCUUCAGAAGGAAGAGGAACUUGCUAGGUUACAUGAAGAAAAUAAUAACCUCCGACAAUACCUGAAUUCUGCCCUGAUUAAGUGUUUAGAAGAAAAAGCCAAGAAACUACUGUCUGACCAUGGGCAAAAAACCUGUGCUAUCCUCAGAAGUACCAAGAGGAGAUUAAAGGAGGACCACUGCUUUGUUCCUCAAGAAACUCCUCAUGCUUCCAAAGCUAGAAGGAACCUCUUCAAUGAAUUCACUGCCUGUGAAGAGCAAGCCAGCCCUGCUGUGGACAGCUGGGUCUUGCAGACCUUAGGAUUAAAAGAUGUGAACACCAUUGAUGAAGCUUCAGCUAACUACAGUGCUCUGUCCCCAGACCUUGGAAAAGACACCUACUGCCUGAGCCCUGGGGGAGCAGCAGACUAUGAGCACAGGGAAGGAGCAGCAGCAGUGUUUAGCUGCAGCCAUGUGCCUCCAUCCAGCAGCAGCACCCACCCAUGCAGCCAGGAUUCUCCAUUCCUUCCUCAAUUUUCUUCAGCACCAUGCAUCUCUUCACCAGUGCCAAGUGUUUCCUCUGUCCCAGCCUAUGGGUUGCCUUAUUUGACUGGUGGUUUGUCACCCAACAAAACAGAAGUGGCCUUCACAACGUGCCUGAGUCCCCACCGCAAUGUGAGAACGCACAGCUUCCACCAAGGACAGGCCUUUGUGCGCAGGGACGACGAUGGGGGGUGGAGGUUCACCUGGGUGCCCAAGCAGCCUGAAUGAUGCACCUGAUCAAGGCUCAGCCAUAGAGGAUGGAGGAGUCACACUUCACCUUGUGCAUCAGACAGGUUCAGGCAGAAAACAGGACCCCUUUUGGGCUUCUCUAAGUGCUACUCUGUCACUAACCCACUCCUCAUUCCCUCACAGAUUUUCACAGAUGUGACUCCAGAUUGCACUUGGACAAUUUUCUGCCUCACAUGUUCAAGCUGGAUUCCUUUCUCUUGUGCCUGUGUUGAGAAACCUGCUUUUACUUGUUUCCUGGGGUUUUGUCAUCAGCUCCUCCUUGUUGCUGGUAAUUUCCAAGCUGGAGGGCUUUCACCUUUGAUGAUUACUUUCAAAUCCCCCAAACAGGAAAGCACUUUAGGAAUAUACCUCUCUCCCUUUGGAAAUAGCACCUGUCUCAUAGAUAUCCACAGAUAACAAAGGUGGCAUAGGUUGGGGGCUGAGGAUCAGUUGUUUCUAAAUGAUUUAUGUCUCUCUUGACUACACAGAUAGCCUUGGAUUUUACAAGCACCCAUGGUUGCCUUAGGUGCUGCACAAGGCUGACCUACCUGCAGUUCCAUGGUGCUGUCACAUUCUUUGAUGAUGCCUCAAAAUAAAAACAGGAUUUACUUCUAAUGCUUGGAGACUCCUUAGUUACAAGAGAUUCAGCAAGGGCAGGGGAUCUUCCUAAGGUGUGAUUAAGAGACUGAUGUGUUUACUAAUAUGUUUUAAAGGUAUUUUGUCUUAAUAAUUAAUUAUUAUUAUAAUGUCUUAAUUUUUAAGGCUUUUUUGUCUUAAUAAAGGGAGUUCACAUGUGGGGAGGCAGUAUCACUUAGUGGCUGGAGUGGGUCUUUGGGAACCCCAGCCUUCAAUGCCAGCUCCUGCCUCUCUGUGUCUUCCAGGCUGGGAUGGGCUGAGGGUAAGACCAGCAUUUCUUUGAGAAGGCUUUAAAACUCUCUGAGAGAAAGUGCUGUAGCACUGUACAGGACUUAACUGUCACUAGUGCUUCUAAAUGAUAUGAAUAUUUGAUGAUAUGAAGUCAAUGGCAUGAAGGAAGUUCACUAGUUCUGUUUUCUGUUACCUUUGUCUUCAGUUCUACAGUAGUUUGACACCUAAUAUUCAAAAUAGAUUGACUUGGUUAUUCUUGCUUUCAGAAUGGAGCCACUGACAUUGAGGAAGGACUUAGGUAAAAAUAACCAAAAUAGAGGAUUUUUUUCCAGUGGCUUAUUUUUAUAUAGAAAACAGGAUAUUCCUCUAUUUUUAGAGGAUAUAAAUAUCUUCUAAUAGCCUGUUGUGCCUUAGAAUUGCAAUAUUUGAGACACUCCAUGAGGAGCAGUAAUGAUUUCCCAAAGGACUUCCAAAUAAACAAACUAUAUUUCUGGGUAGUUACUUUAACUGUGGCAGACUUCCAGAAUAGGCAUUAUAAAAUCAUUGAUUGUAGGCAUUAUUUCACUGGAUUACAAAGCCAACUAAACUAAAAGAUAAACAUCAUAAACCCACACAACAAUGACUGCAGAAGAAAACCACGACAAAAACUCACUAAAACCCCAGAAAACCCAAACCAAACAAUGCUCAUGGAAUAAAUACAAGUAUUUGUUUGGGGAGCUUGUUGUAGUCCAUAACAUUGUGGUCUAUUGAUGAAGACUGGUCAGACAAGACCACUGUUUCUCUAGCACCUUUCAGCUUUUCAGUGAAAGCUGAAGAAAAAUCCUGUCUGACAAACAACUCAUUUUUUUUCUCAAAGCAUUUCUUUUCUACUCUCCCCUUGACCCACUAUAUAAGAGAGCAUUGAAGAAAAUGCUCCUAUAACUGGAGUUUUUGUUGAUGUGUGUGGUAGUGCAGGAAAUGCCUGAACUUAACCUGAGUAUGUGAUGGGAACCCCUGGUACAGGUGAUGUGGAGCAUGCACAGCAAACUGGGAAUAAGGCAGUGUGGCCAGAGGACUACACCCAACACAGCUGUAGAUGCCACAUCUCUCACAGCAACUGUAAAACAGAAGUAGAGAAACAUCUGUCUAUGUUUUCUAACAAUAGAAUGCUAUUACAUGUGAACUUCAAUGUUAUGGAGUCAGCAGCACUAAGAAGUGCUUUUGUACUACCAACAAAUCUUAAAUCAGGGCUUUUUUCUCUGAAGAGAGAGAAAAGCUUUCCAUUUGCCUGACAUUUCCUUUCCACAUUUCUAUAUCACUGCAUGUGAGAACUUCUCCUGCAGAGAGCCAGAACAAAAGUGUGAGAUCUUUAGUAGAAUCCUGAAUUAGAGUUUCAGUAGGAACAAACUGAUGCUUGAGCCUUUGCCAGCCUUUUGUACAGGGGUGACCAACCCUUUGUCUCAUAGCAAAUAAAUUAUGAAUGUGAGGAAAUAAUUUACCUGAAUGAAUCCUCUUCUUUUCCAGUGGGUUCCUGAAUUUUACUCUAUAUGAAGGAUCUGAGUCCUGUUGGAGAGAUUUUUUUUCUGAGCCUGACUUUACUGGAGUUCAUUUGGGUAGAGGAUCCCAUGGUGCUGCUCCUGUCAGCUGAUGGGUGCUCCUGAUCUGCACAUGCAGACUUAAAAUUCUGGUGUAGGCAACUGCUUGAGCAAAGUUCUCUGUGGUAAUGAUGCUGCUGGGCACUGAAGCAGAGGGAGCACACUGGAAAGGAAACAGAAAAAUCCGCAAAGCAUUUUAACAAAUAAAUUAGAGUGAUUUGUUUUACCCUGACACCACCAUUUGAAGCAAUAUUUCCUGAGUUACAUGAAGAAGAAUAGAAGCAGGGUUUGCCUAACACCAACCCCUAGCAAGCAAAUCAGUGACCAAACCAUUCCUUUAGAUAAAUAUUGCUCCUACUGCCAAAAUAAAGCCAUUGUUCAGCAUACCUCACUCUAAACUGCCUGCUUCCUCUGAAAAUCCUGCCUUCCUACAGGUGUAAAUAGGUGUGGAAAAUGAGCAAGAGUCUGAAAACAUCUCCUGGCAGAUUACAGUCACAUGGUGGGAUGUGAGGACAGUUGCUGCCUGGUCUGGUGCUGGGUUGAUGAUAUGCUGAUUAACCUGCUGUGUGCCCAUGAUUUCCUUGGGCCUGGAAGCUGCAUUAAUGUGGUGCAGUUCUUUGGCCUGCAAAGAUGUGGGGGAAGCACUCUUGCUGGUACAAAGCCUAGAUGGAGCUUUGAAAUGGGUAUUCAGUCUUAUUUUGUGGUCCAUCCUCCCUGUUUGUCCUUUUGUAUUCAUUCCCAGUGGGGGAAAGAGGUUCAAAGCCACCCUGCUGCUCAUGGAAUGUCCGAGGUAAAGCUCAGGGAAGCUUGUGACACAUUACUGUGCUCCAGAGGUAACUAGAGAUCAAUGGCAAUGAAAGCAAAUAGUGGAAACAAAAUCCAGUUCUUCACACUGCCAUCACAACUAGGUAGCCAGGAGAUAGCAGAGACAAGUUUCAGCUUGGUACUGUAUUUCUAAUUUCAAAAAAACAGGCAGCUGGAAACAAAGGCCAGAAGGCAAAAGUUCUGGGUUCUGAUGCUGCCUCUGGUGUUACAGUUGAUUUCUAUGCUUUGGAUUCGAUGGACUUCACCACUGGACCAGUUCAUAGCUGUUUAACAAGAAAACACAACUCUUGCUGCUGCAAACUCCAAGAAGUUCCCUCUUGACAAGGAUCAGUACCAGGCCCAUAAAACUCCAGAAUGGGGAACUGUGACUUGAAUGGCCAUAGGGCCCUGGGUGGUUCUUUGAGCAGCAGUGAACUUCCUUGUCUGUAAAUAUUCAUCUUGUAUUAACAUAAUUUGUUUUAUUUUUUUAUUUGAAGUUUGCUUUAUUAUGUGAAUGUAAUGUGCAGCUGCAUAGUUUAAAAUAAUCUAUGUUUCUAGAAAGGUACACUAACAGAAAUGGAAGUUAAUUUAACACUUAAUAUGCUGAUGUUCCUGAUUUUUGUGAUUUAAAAAGGC